AUGAUUUACACAGAAAAUAUAUUUUUUAUAAAUCAGCAACUUGGCUUUCAUUUAUUGCUGGUAAUUAUUUUCUCUGAAUUGUCAACACUUGUUGGUUUCCCAAUAUGCUUUUAUUUGUCAAUAAAUUCUUAUGGACUUAGAAAUUGGGAAUUUGAUUGGUCUUAUGGGGUUGCUUGGGGGGCUUUAUUAUUUAUUUUUGGUGCUUUACUUUUAUUAAUUUGUGACAAAGAACAUGAAGAAGUUUAUUAUAAAGAAAAAACUAUAUAUAAUCCACCUGCUGAAUUUACAUAA
Molecule: messenger RNA, 291 nt
Organism: Meloidogyne enterolobii
Lineage: Eukaryota; Metazoa; Nematoda; Chromadorea; Rhabditida; Meloidogynidae
Source: the annotation of a GenBank genome assembly